CACGCUUCUAUCAAAUAUCACUGCGUCAUCUCAAAAAGAGCAAUUUUCAAAAGACAAUGGCAAUUGUUUAUUUCAAAUCCAGGCACGCCGGAAGACCCAGUCACGUGACCACCAUUCCCUGAACUUCCCGAGCCUCCAAAUCCGCAGAUUCUGGUCCUGUCGUUGCGCAAGACGAAAUCCGCCAUUGGACUUAUACCACCCCCCGUCCCUUCCCACCAGCGAUCGUUCCGGGUCAUCUGUGCUUGGUCUCUCUUCAUAUCCACUCUGUCCUCCUUCUUCCUCGCACUCGUCCAAGAUGCCCGCUGCCACCCGUGCCGUCCUGCGGCAAUCGCAGUUCCUGGCCCGUCGAACCGUUGUCCGACACGCCUCUUCCACCUCCGAGGCUGCCUCCAAGGCCGGUCAGACUGCCUCUAACGCUGCUUCCAAGGCCCAGGAGGGUCUGUCCAAGGCCACUGCUGCCGCUGGCCCGGCUCUCUCUAAUGCCGCCUCGGCCCUGCGGAAGGUCGGCGGUCCCGUCGGCAAGGUCGUUUCGUUCGUCGACUCCAUGAUCCCCCCUACCAUCUACUACUCCCGUGUCGGUCUCGAGCUCGGCAAGCUGGUGUUCCGUGGCCAGAACAUGUCUCCUCCCACCCUGGCCACCUUCCAGUCCUACUUCCAGCCCCUGAUUAACGUCGUCCGCAACCCUGCCGCCAUCAAGAACCUCAGCGUGCCCUCUCCCCAGGGUUUCCUGGCCCGCGUUCGCAACGCCAACGCCAAGGAGAUUGCUCUCGUCGGUGUCACCGCCGCCGAGGUCAUCGGCUUCUUCACCGUCGGCGAGAUGAUCGGCCGCAUGAACAUUGUCGGAUACCGGGGCGAGGCUGCUCACCACUAAAUUUGGAAAAUGCUCGCCCUUUCUUUUUCUUUAAACACCACC
Messenger RNA from Penicillium brasilianum, 913 nucleotides. The record is from the annotation of a GenBank genome assembly. Lineage: Eukaryota; Fungi; Ascomycota; Eurotiomycetes; Eurotiales; Aspergillaceae.